AUGAGCUCGAAUGAUGGCUAUACAUUCACCGUGGGCAAGCUUGAUGCAGGCGUUGCGAUCCUCAUUGGUGAGCGUGCAUCGCUCAUUGAGUUUCCAUCGGUGCUGCUGCCCCGCGGUCUGACGCUCGGAAGCGUGGUCGAUGUGCGUGUCACACGAAACGAGGCGCAGGAGCAAAAGAAACGCGAGGACUUUAUUGGACUGCAGGACGAGAUAUUGCAGACGUAUGGUGUCAAAGCACCCACCGCGCCCGUCAUCCGCCUGCGCGGUGUGACGCAGACGACCAUCGCGAUUGAGUGGGAUGCACUGGACAUUGCACAUGCUGAUCUGCACUCCUUGGACGUUGUGCGCAAUGGCCAGCAGAUUGGAAAGAUUCCCAACCCACGAACGUCACGGUCGACCAAGCUCUCAGGUCUCGAGAUGGAUACCGAGUAUGCCAUCCAGCUCAUUCUGCAUACGUCGGCAGGCUCCUUUACGUCGAAUGAACUGCAUGUCCGGACUCAUACGCUCGACAAUAUGAGCGGUGUAUUUGUGUGUCUCGGAACGAUUCCUGACCAGCGUCUCUACGAUGCUACGAUCCAGGUUGUCGAGUCGCUGGGCGCGCGAUGGAGUACCCAGAUCCAGUUGGAGACAACACAUUUGUUGUGCUCCAUGCUGCCUGAUCCCUCCAACGCGGAGCAGAUGAGGCUGUACGAAAAGGCUGAGCAGCUCACACUCCCGAUUAUCCAGCCUCAUUGGCUCUUUGCCUGCGAAAGCAAGAAGCGUAUGGUCAACGUUUCGCCAUACGUUAUGGACGGCAUGCCGCCCAAUGCCCUCGAGGUGCAGGAGCUUGUUACUCGAAGGCAGAAGCCUGAGCCACCAGUACCCGAAGAUCCCGAGGAGUCCAGGGAACCUGAGGAACCCAGGGCCCCCGAGAAACCGGUGGCUGUGCCAGCCAAGGACGAACUCGAGGCACAGGAAAAGUCGGCGCCCCUGCAAGAUGAUACGGUGCAUGUCUGGCAGUCGGAGCCCAAGGUCUCUGAGACGCCAUCGGAAGCGGAGACACAAGAGGAGCAGGAGCCGGCAGUGUCAGGAGAAGCUCCCGAAACAUCGUCUUCCCAGGAUGCAGCGAAUCCGUCCGAGGCUCGCGACCCUGAUCCUUCACCGCGCCCUGACAACGACAUGGAAAAUAUUGAUCUCGCAUAG
Malassezia restricta is the source of this 1182-nucleotide messenger RNA. RefSeq names its product chitin biosynthesis protein CHS5. Bases 1 to 1182 code for a protein of 393 amino acids. Gene Ontology annotation, molecular function: protein dimerization activity. The transcript has a single exon. Gene Ontology annotation, biological process: Golgi to plasma membrane transport; conjugation with cellular fusion. Gene Ontology annotation, cellular component: exomer complex; trans-Golgi network. The record is from RefSeq and is a predicted model, not a curated record. Lineage: Eukaryota; Fungi; Basidiomycota; Malasseziomycetes; Malasseziales; Malasseziaceae.